Molecule: messenger RNA, 5855 nt
Organism: Entelurus aequoreus (snake pipefish)
Lineage: Eukaryota; Metazoa; Chordata; Actinopteri; Syngnathiformes; Syngnathidae
Product: alsin-like
Exons: 42
Coding region: 492-5402 (1636 amino acids)
Source: RefSeq, a predicted model, not a curated record
GCCUCGCCGGCCGCCGUAGUAGGAAUGUUGCUCCCAACAACAACACGCAACUGUCAAGGAAACUUCUGCUUCUCACUCCGCUGCACUGAUUUAAAUCCGCACAGUUAACUUUACUCACCACUUCUAUAACCACAGCCGAACAAGGAUCUAUUUAAGUCGGGGUUUUCCCCCCCAAAAGCUGCCACUUCGUGCCAAGUUGACUUUGAUAGUCGAUUACUGCGAUGAGGUGGCGACUUGUCCAGGGUGUACGCCGCCUUCCGCCCGAUUGUAGCUGGGAUAGGCUCCAGCGCCCCCCGCGACCCCGAAGGGAAUAAGCGCAACACAAGACCGCCUAAAACCCACAGACUGACCGUGAUGGUGUCGGAACAGAACAGAAGGUUCACUUGUCUCCUGCACAUCCACACUUUCCUGGGAGUGAAGUGAUUAGGAUCUGUUAGAGAAACGUCGGGGAAGAUGUCUUUCUUGUCUUUUGGAAUGGCGAUUCUGAAGUGAUGGAGAACAAAGAGCACAGCGGUCUUGCAGAAGAGCAGGACAGCGUACCUCCUCAGCGAGGACUUCUCCACAUUUGGCAGUCAGGGGGACCCAGUGAGCCUCUUUGCCCAGAAAGAGUGUGUCUUCCCCAGUGUGUCCUGCAGGUGGCCCUGGGAGAACACCAUGGACUCCUGCUGGCACAGGGUGGUCAGGUGUACUCCUUUGGAGAGCUGCUCUGGAGGGGCCUCAGCGUUCCAGUGUCAACCCCAGUGUUGGAGGUCUCCCUACAAGGGACGACGGUGGUCCGCGUGGCCUCCGGGGGUUUCCAUUGCGGAGCGCUGAGUGAGCAGGGCGGCGUGUACAUGUGGGGGGAGAACACUGCCGGACAGUGUGGGCCGACUGAGGGUGGCACAGACUCAAAUGUUACUGUUGCAGAACCAUACCCGCUGGCUGUGGUGGACAAUGAAGUGGUUCCUCCCGCGGUGGUUCGCAUUGUGGACCUGGCGUGCGGACGGGAGCACAGCCUGGCACUGUCAGCCCAGAAUGAGCUGUGGGCUUGGGGCAGCGGCUGUCAGCUGGGCCUGGUCACCAGCAACUUUCCUGUCUGGAAACCCCAAAAGGUGGAGCACUUGGCAGGCAGACAUGUGAUUCAGGUAGCUUGUGGGGCGUACCACAGCCUGGCUCUGGUCCGUAGUUUGCAUCCCCAAAACUCGAAUGCACAUAAACCUCGAGAGAAGCGGUCCGCAUCGCACCUGUCGCUGACGAAGAAAGACGAAUCUCUCUCUGUCGACGACGCACACUACUGUCCGCUGGGGGUGGAGCUAACUGAAAGCAUGUCAGCGGAGACUUCAGCCAGAAGACGCUCCAAACAAAGGUUUCAACCAGCUGGCGGGAGCCAUAGAUAUCAAACAGUUUUAUUUCCAUACACUUACAGCAUAUCUAACAACAAAGAGAAUGUUGGAAAAUCUGAGCCCGAUGGACAAGAUGACCCCAUAACCCAGACGGACAGCUGCACUACAUCAUACCCACUGCCAGGCUUGACAGAUAAAAAGAAACGUGCUUUCCCUAAUGAGCUGGAGCUUCAGAACCUUCUCCAAAAACUCUCCGGUCACUCAUUAGAGAUGCAAAAUAGCAGCGGGCUCGGCGAUAGCGACUCGCUGAGCAGUCAGACCUCAGAUGACAGCUGUGUCUCCUCAACUCCUUUCAACGACCAGCUAUCCUCCGCCUAUACAAAUGGGGCGACAGUUUGUGAGGGGGUCAGAUCCUCCACUCCAAUGGGCUUGGAAGAGUUGUCCCUGCAGAAGAAGAAGAAGUCACUGCAAGGAUACAAGAGCUACAGUCUUACAGACUUAAGCCGGGACGGGAAAACCGGAACGAGGCGAAGCUCCUUACCUGGAACACCUACCCAUAAAACCCCACCCAGACCGCACCUUUAUGGCUGCAAGUCAUCCUCUUCUAGCCCGAUCCUCACUUCUGCAACCGAGGAGGGUUUCCCCACGCUGGAGACGGAGGUGUGGAGCUGGGGCAGAGGCUCUGAAGGGCAACUGGGCCACGGAGAUCAACUGGCCAGACUCCAGCCUCUUUGUAUUAAGUGUUUGACAGGCGAGGAAGUGAUCAAAGUUGCAGCAGGAUCCCACCAUUCACUGGCUCUCACCGCACAAUGCCAGGUGUACUCAUGGGGCAGCAACAUGUGUGGACAGCUUGGCCAUGUCAACAGUCCUGUUACUGUCCCGCAGCAGACCAAGUUGUGGGACGAUCUUCGGGCCUGGGAUGUGUCAGCGGGCCAGAGCCACUCUCUGGUCCUGGCUGACGGAGACCGUGUGGAGCCUGUCCUGUUGUACUGCGGACAGCAGCAGGAGCCGAGGCGGGAGCCCGGUGAGGCGUCGUGCCAGAGCAAGCGGCCGUGCCAGAGGUCACCCAGCAGGGCGGAGAAUUAUACAGUCAGACCCACUUUGCUGCCUUUCUGCGUGGAGAUGGGUUACAUCAGCAAUGUGUCCAGUGGUGGCCAGAGGUGUGCGCUGCUGGCAAACCGCAACGUCACAUGUGUCAUCUCAGCCGUCCACGAACUUGCGUUCGUGGAGAGGAAGUUUUACUGCUGGUUGAGCAGCGUCAAGAAGCUGCUUCUCACACCGCUCUACAACAAAGAGAGUGCACGGCCCUCCCUUGGCGAGACAUGCUCUCGCCUCUUCCUUUCCCUCUGUGGGACCUUUAAUCACCUGAGCACCCUGAUUGGUCAACACUCAACAUGGCUCAGCCGCUCUGUGCACGAGGUGCAAUGCCAUGACGUCACUUCCCUUCACCUGCUCGUCCACACUCAGCACUUCCUGGACAUCUAUACUGCAUAUUGUACGACUGUCGGUGACUUCCAGGUCAUGGGGGGAUUUCAGUCGCUCCAUAAACUCUCGCUUGAGUUUUUAGGUUCCCAGCAGACCAAACUCGCAGAGCUUGAUGAAUCUGACCCAUCAGUCAGAGGCACGGUGGAUCUGGGUUCCUUGUUGUACUGGCCUCUGCAGCACCUCCACCGGUACAGCCAAGUUCUGCUUAAACUGGAAGCCUGCUACGAUGUGCUCACAGCAGAGUAUCAGUCCCUCCAUCUUAGCUGUAUGCAGUUUGAAAGCCUCUCUAGGUUUCUGCUGAGAAGGAAGAAGGAGGCAGAAGUCACUUUCCUCUUCUGGAAGACUCAUUCUGGAAAAAACACUGAGGGUCUGCGUCUCCCACAGCGUCGGGUUUUAUGUGAGAGCAGCAACAGAACUCUGACCCUGCAGGGUGCCGGGCGCUUCUCCAACCACUGGUUCAUCCUGUUCAACGAUGCCCUGGUUCACAUCCAGCGCUCCAUUCCCUCUCAGAGCCUUUUCUCCACUCAUCAUGUCUACCCUCUGAACUGCUUGUGGGUGAAACCACUCCCUGAAAACGACAGUGGAUGCUAUGCCAUCAAAAUUACAUGUCCAGAAGAAACCUUCACCCUGGUGGCUUCGACGCCAGAAGAGAAGAACAAGUGGCUUCAUUUUCUCCAUCAAGAGGUGGAUGGGCUGCUGGCUGGCGGAGGUCGGGGGUCACCGCCAGGAAUAACAGCAAUGUCCCGCACGGCGUCCUAUACAUUCACAGGAGAAGGAAGGUUGAAAGACGGCCAGUAUACUGGGAGCUGGCAUGCUGGACGUAUUCACGGCCGAGGAACUAUGAGAUGGCCGUCUGGACAGACGUACACCGGGAACUUUAAAAAUGGAUUGGAGGAUGGAUACGGGGAGUGUAUAAUUCCAGACAAACUGCUGAAUAAAGCAGGUUGCUACCAGGGACACUGGCGGGAUGGCAAGAUCCACGGCUUUGGCAUCUACAGAUACGCCUCAGGCGACGUUUACGAGGGCUGCUUCAGCGACGGCCAGCGCCACGGCUACGGCAUGCUGAGCUCUGGGAAGAUGGACAAGACCUCUUCGGGCGUUUUCAUCGGUCAGUGGGUCUACGACAAGAAGACGGGGUAUGGCGUUUAUGAUGACAUCACCAGGGGCGAGAAGUACAUGGGAAUGUGGCUGGAUGAUGAGAGGCAUGGGAGGGCCUUGGUGGUGACUCAGUACGGCGUGUACUAUGAAGGACACUUCAGGGAAAACAAGAUGAGUGGUCCAGGUCUGCUGGUAUCAGAUGAUGACACUGCUUUCCGUGGGGAGUUCUCUGAAGACUGGACUGUCAACGGGAAGGGGGUGUUAUCCCUCGCCAACGGUGACUCUAUCGAAGGCCAUUUCAGUGGCGAGUGGAAUGCAGGUCUCAAGGUGACUGGAACUUACACCAAAUUAGCCCCUGAUGAGCCCGAGGACAAAGACAGAGACAACUUUUUCAGGUUGGGUCAGCAUGUAGUGGCCGCAGGUGAGCGGUGGGUGUGUGUCUUUGACGAAUGCUGGAGGCGACUGGGCUGUGACGUCGCCGCCAGAGGAGACAGGACGACAGCCUGGGAAAACAUCGCCGUUUCUAUCACCAGUGGACGCCAACACAGUCCGCACCUCAGCAGGUCUCAGAGCAAAGUAUUGGAGGGUUUGGAGUGCAUCCCCCAGCAUGGAGAAGCGGUCACGGCCAAGAACUACAACAACAUACAAAGAUACCUCGCAAAGGCGUGUGAAACCCCGAUCCACCCUCUGGGCUGGCUGGUAGAGACUUUGGUCACCGUCUACAGGAUGACCUACGUGGGCGUGGGAUCCAACCGCAGACUGCUAAGGGAGGCUGUAAAGGAGCUGCAGGCCUACCUCCAACACUUCUACUGCAUCGUCAGGUUCCUGUUUCCGGGACUACCAGAAGAUGGUGGCAUCCUGCCAGAAACUCCAACUUCUCCAUGUAAAAUCAGAUACAGCUCAAGUUCAAUGGAAGAAAGUUUUGUCACAGUGGUGAGCAGCUCCUCACUGCUCCUCCCACGGCUGCUGCCACAACUCUACCCCCCUCUCUUCAUGCUCUACUGCCUGCACGACGAGCAGCAGGAGGUGCAGUACUGGGAGCGCAUCCUGCGCCUCAACAAGCAGCCCGAUCACUCCCUGCUCCGCUUCCUGGGCGUACACGAAAAGUUCUGGCCCAAGUUCAUGACAGUUCUUGGAGAGACAAACAAGAUUGGACCCAGCAGUAAAGAUGUCUGCUUUGUCUGCGCUGUGGAGACACUUCAGCAAAUAAGCACCACCUUCACACCUUCUGAUAAACUGCUGGUCAUCCAGAGGACUUUUGAGGAGCUGACACAGGAAAUCAAACCAAUGCAGGAUGGCGACUUCCUGUGGUGUAUGGAUGACCUGCUCCCUCUCUUCCUCUACAUCGUGCUCAGGGCCAGCAUCAGGAACCUGGGAGCAGAAGUGAGUCUGAUAGAAGAUGUGAUGGAUCCUAAUGUGCAGCAUGGAGAGCUGGGACUGAUGUUCACCACACUGAAGGCCUGCUACAUCCAGAUCCAGCUGGAGUCCACCACGUAGAGCAGGAAGGACAACCCUCCCCAUCAUUGUCACCUGCAACGUGUAAUACUACUAACAAGUGUGUGUCAGCACUCCUCUUCUCACACACACACACACACACACACACACACACACACACACACUGUAUAUUAACAAUAAUGUUUUCGAACUCUUUGGUCUUUCCUUGAAGAGUGAACAUAGGGACAAUGUGGAAUAUAUAUAUAGUGUGUGUUCUCAGGGACUAAGAUGUAUAUUAGACACCUCACAUGUAUGUUUGAUAGCAGGAAGCACACGCUAACACCUGUUAGCUCACACACUGUUAGCACACGCUAACACCUGUUAGCUCACACACUGUUAGCACACGCUAACACCUGUUAGCUCACACACUGUUAGCACACGCUAACACCUGUUAGCUCACACACUGUUAGCACACGCUAACACCUGUUAGCUCACACACUGUUAGCGUUUUAUGCC